AUGACAACCGCCCACAGACCAACAUUCGACCCGGCCCGAGGCAAGGAGGCCCUCCGCGGCCCAGCCUACCACCAACGUCUCCUACCCGCCCACACCCAGCUCAAGUACCGUCAAUCUGGACAGGGCGGCGCAGCCGACGAGGACGAAGACUCCUCUCGUGAUCUCGCAGCCGAGCUCCUCGCCGCCGAGGCCGCCCACUUCUCCAAGACCAAGAAGAUUGGCGGCGGCGGCGCUGCCCCCGACGACGGCUCUGACGACGAAGACGCCGUCUCUGCCACGGCCAAGCGACCAUCUCAUCAGAUCUCAUCAUCCGGUGAAGGGGGCGCCAGGGAAGAGGAUCAGGAAGAAGACUUCGAAGCAAAACGCCGUCGAAUACUAGCCGAGACCAGGGCGCUGGAUGCCGACGAUGACGACGACGAUGACGACGGCAACGACGACGACGAUGAUAGCGACGAUGACAGCGACGACGACGAUGAGGAUGAGGAUGCAGAGCUCCAGAGAGAGUUGGAGCGCGUAAGGCGCGAGAGGGAGGAGAAGAAGAAGAGGGAGGAGGCUGAGAGGGCCAAGGCCGACGAGGAGGACCGUGAGCGGGACAUCGCUCUCGGUAACCCCCUCCUCAACAAGCAGGACUUCACCAUCAAGAGGAGAUGGGAUGACGAUGUCGUCUUCAAGAAUCAAGCUCGUGGGACCGAAGACAGGGGCAAGCAGAAGGAGUUUGUCAACGACCUCAUCCGCUCAGAUUUCCACAGACGCUUCAUGGGCAAGUACGUCAGGUAA
Molecule: messenger RNA, 777 nt
Organism: Geosmithia morbida
Lineage: Eukaryota; Fungi; Ascomycota; Sordariomycetes; Hypocreales; Bionectriaceae
Product: protein CWC15
Exons: 3
Coding region: 1-777 (258 amino acids)
Biological process (GO): mRNA cis splicing, via spliceosome
Cellular component (GO): catalytic step 2 spliceosome
Molecular function (GO): RNA binding
Source: RefSeq, a predicted model, not a curated record